UUUUGAUCCUGUGAAGGGAAGAGAAAUUAUCAGGAAACCACUGUACCAGAAGAACAAAUAUAGUACAUAACAAUAUAAAAGAAACAAACACAUGCAACAUGUGCAGACUGAGAGCUCACGGACAAAAGGGAAUUCCACACUUGCCCAGAAGGAGGAUGACAGGAUUGUUGGCGGGUAUGAGUGUCGAAAAAAUUCUGUGCCCUACCAAGUGUCUCUCUUCACCGGGUACAACUUUUGUGGCGGGGCUCUUCUGUCUGAUGAGUGGGUGCUCUCUGCUGCGCACUGCAAACCAAAAUCAAAUGUAGAAGUCCGGUUGGGAGAGCACGACAUAUGGGAACCUGAGGGCACGGAACAGCACAUUUUGUCUGCCAAGUUUGUUCCCCACCCGGACUACAACUCCCGCACACAGGACAGUGACAUUAUGCUGAUCAAACUGAGUCGACCUGCCACUCUGAACAGCUAUGUACGCCCUGCUAUGCUUCCUUCCAAGUGUGCCAGUGACGGGACAAUGUGUCAUAUCUCUGGAUGGGGGAGUCUUCGUCCCAGCAAUGAGGGCUCGAGGUACCCGAACAUGUUACAGUGCCUGGAUGCCCCUCUCCUGAGUGAUGACACAUGCUUUAAUGCAUAUCCUUUCCAGAUAACUGAAAACAUGAUCUGUGCUGGCUAUCUGGAGGGAGGGAAGGACUCCUGUCAGGGUGACUCCGGGGGUCCCAUGAUGUGUGAUGGAAAACUCCAGGGAGUUGUCUCUUGGGGGCAUGGCUGCGCUCUGAGAAAGAAGCCAGGGGUGUACACAAAAGUUUGCAAUUACAUCUCCUGGAUCAAGAACACAAUGGCGUCUUGCUGAGCGGCAAAGAUAGACUUGUAAACUGACAAGAUCAAACAUAAAGUCAACUACAUGUCG
This is a messenger RNA of Micropterus dolomieu (smallmouth bass), 901 nucleotides long. RefSeq names its product trypsin-3-like. NCBI's taxonomy places the organism in Eukaryota, Metazoa, Chordata, Actinopteri, Centrarchiformes, Centrarchidae. Gene Ontology annotation, biological process: proteolysis. The record is from RefSeq and is a predicted model, not a curated record. Bases 92 to 844 code for a protein of 250 amino acids. Gene Ontology annotation, molecular function: serine-type endopeptidase activity. The transcript is spliced from 5 exons.